Molecule: messenger RNA, 3656 nt
Organism: Pectinophora gossypiella (pink bollworm)
Lineage: Eukaryota; Metazoa; Arthropoda; Insecta; Lepidoptera; Gelechiidae
Gene: Rab3
Product: ras-related protein Rab-3
Exons: 6
Coding region: 516-1178 (220 amino acids)
Biological process (GO): regulation of exocytosis; protein secretion; protein localization to plasma membrane
Cellular component (GO): endosome; synaptic vesicle; plasma membrane
Molecular function (GO): GTP binding; GTPase activity
Source: RefSeq, a predicted model, not a curated record
CACUAUGAGUGGGAGAUCGCAGGACGUAACAGCUGUGAGCGCGAAACACUGCUCGUCCCUUACCGUCGGUUGUAAUUUUAUAUAAACACUGAAAAUCGUACGAUGCUGAGGCACACUGGCUGAACAAGGGCUGUUUCGAUGAAAAAAACCGCAUAUACCACUCAGUUUCAAGUGCUAAAGUGUGUAAAGUGAGUUACGAAAGAGCUACCAAAAUAUCGAUUUUAUAUGUUUCUAAUCGACAAAACUAGUGGCGUUGUGCUCUGACUGUGCUAUUUGGGAUCGUUUUAUAGGAAUUUUUGACUAGUAGCAUAGGUGUUGUAAAGUUUGCUAAAUAUCUACGAGAAAUCGAUAAUCGCUUGAAGGUAAUUUCGUUCGCUUGCGUUGGUGGAUGUGAAAGAGACAGCAAUACACGGCGUGCUACAGUCCAACGCUAGUAUCAUUCGAACGAUAAAAAAUAAAUAUCCAGUGAUAUUAAAAUCUCCCUUCUUUGUUUACCUGUGGAACAUUGAUAAAAGAUGGCUGGUGGUGGCGAUCCAAAAUGGCAGAAGGAUGCAGCGGACCAGAACUUCGACUACAUGUUCAAACUGCUCAUCAUAGGAAACAGUUCCGUAGGAAAGACUAGCUUCCUGUUUCGCUACGCAGACGAUUCCUUCACUUCUGCUUUCGUGUCUACCGUCGGAAUCGACUUCAAGGUGAAGACUGUCUUCCGUCAUGACAAACGUGUCAAACUUCAGAUAUGGGACACUGCAGGUCAGGAACGCUACCGCACCAUCACAACAGCGUACUACAGAGGGGCGAUGGGUUUCAUCCUAAUGUACGACAUUACCAAUGAAGAGAGCUUCAACAGCGUUCAAGACUGGGUAACACAAAUCAAGACGUACUCGUGGGAUAACGCGCAGGUGAUCCUAGUAGGCAACAAGUGCGACAUGGAAGAGGAGCGUGUGGUCAGCGCCGAGCGCGGCAGACAGCUCGCCGAGCAGCUUGGUGUCGAGUUCUACGAGACCAGCGCCAAGGAGAACAUCAACGUUAAGGCUGUCUUCGAGCGUUUAGUGGACAUUAUCUGCGACAAAAUGUCAGAGAGUCUGGAUUCGGAGCCAGCGAUGCUGGCCGGAGGGGCUCGCGGGCAGAGGCUGACCGAGCAGCCGCAGGGCAACCCCGCAGCCAACUGCAACUGUUAAUAUUACUCCAUGUUGCUCUCAAAUUUCACCAGUAUCCGAUACCAUGACAGAUCUUUUCUCAGAAUUCUACAGAAUUUUCACAUUCCACCGAUAUAAAAGUAAUAAUAAAAUUAUCUAUUAAUAUUAUAAAUUACGAAUCUGAAAAUCUCUGUCGUGUGUGUCCACAGUAGGUUUUACCAUUUUAAUUUUUCAAUGAGUACUUAAAUAUUGUUUAAGAAUUUCAUUUAUUUGCGUAUUACACGUCUAAAUGAUAGUCACAAUUGCGUUAUUUUUUUAUUUAGAUUAAAUAGAGAAUUUCAGUAUAAAAGUGUGCUUAUUUGAAAUGAACCCCGGUAAUCCAAUAAGUAAAAAUUUUAUUGUUGCAAGGAAUUGCUGUAUUAUUUACGAAAUGUUUAGCAAAAUUUUAUCUUUCACGACGUUUUCAAACAAAUAUUAUUUAAAAAAACGACGUUUUGAAAAUUGUUAAAACUUGUGUAACAAUAAAGGAAAUAUGUAUUAGUAUUAUUAAUUCUAUAGGUGUUAGGUAGCUAUUAUCUAUGUAUAUUGCGAGCUGGAGUAGGGAUCUGAGAUUUCUGAUAGUUGUUAAAUUUUUAUCUUUUAUGAAUUUAUGGAAUUCAGGUAUUAUUUCGUUUUGUUUACUUAGCUUAAUCAUUGUGUUGAGUUAAUAUAAUUUAAAGGGCUAAAUUAAGAUUUAUUAUAGAGUCACAACGAUUUGUUGGUAAGCAGAAUAUUUUUAUUAUUUUACAUGUCAAUGUAAAAAUUCACAUCUUAUUAAUAUAGAAAUAGACUUGUGGAGAUUGGACCAAAGUCAAAUUUCACGUUUUUGAUUUGCUAAGAUGAUUUUAUACGGCGCAAAGUAGCAUAUAUAUUUGUGUACCCUAAUUUCUUAUGUUAGAGUUCAUUUACCACUUGCAUUAGCUUCCAUAUCUAUUUUAGAUUUAAUGUGUGUUGUUAUUACACAAUAAUCUUGAUAGAGAUCUGUUGCUUUAUUAAUAUAGUAGUAAUUAGUGAAUGUUAAUAUUGUUAUACUUUGGCGUGAUCCUAAUCUCAUCGCUGUAUGGAUGUUACUACGUGUCUCCAUAUUACGUAUAACUGAUGCUUCAAAUUCUUGGCCUGCAAAAUUAAUGUUUGAAUAAAACCAUGUAUUUUCUAUAACGCUACGAUUAGUGUUUGUAAAUACGUUUACCAGUGUAUAAAUAAACAACUGUAUAGUAUUAUAUAUCUACGUACAUAUAAAUCUGUUUGUAUUCUUGUUACCUAAUUAUGCUAUGUUAAUAUCUAACUAUAGGUGUUUAUUUAAUCACAAUCGUUAGUGUGUAAGACAUUCUCAUCUACUGGUUUAGUUUCCUUGCGUUGUCACAGUGUAUAUCACGAUUCGUCAAAAAAUAUUUGGACAUUAAUUUUAAUCAAUUCUAGAAUCUUUGUACUGGUCGUGGUAGUUAUGACAAAUUUCAUAGUCACUAGACUAGAUAUUUAUACAAAUAAUGAAAAGUUUUAACCAAACAUAAUUUCCAGGCAUUUUUGACGAAUACAGAUAUGAAUAACAGCCCACGCAGUAUCCUGUGACUAUUCGCAAAGUGUCUCUAUGUCACAUAGGACUAACACUAGGCAUUUAUCGGUAGAUGACAUAGACAAUACAAUUUAUAUCAAAUUAUUUUGAAACGUGAGCACAUUAUUAUGUUUUAGAUUAUUAUAUUGAAUAAUCAUUAGAAUACUUACGAUGUGUAAUAAUUUGAAAAGUUAUAAACAAAUAUACGUACAUAAUUUUAUUACCUACUUAUGAUAACUUGAGCGAGCCAAUUGUUUAAUCGUCGCUUUGAACAGAAAUAUUCUCAAAACUUAUGACAAAUUAUGAAAAAUACUUAUGACGCCAAAUUUAUGAAUAUACAUAAUACAUAUUAUAUUUCAAGGUUGAAUUAGAAUAUUGGAAUAUUCUACCAAAUAAAUUUGAUAUGCGCUGCCAUUAAUUACUUAUUCGCUGAAGGCUUUGUUUAACCUGUAAAUUUUGAUCAUGUGAAUGUCAAUUUGGCGAAAUCAAUUACAGAGACUCGACCAACGGUAAGUAGCUAAAGAUACUCUGCAAAUGGUAUUGUUAACUCAGAUUUAAAUAAACUUGUACUAGUAGAGGUAUCGUAUCUAGCAAUGUGUGUGAGUCCUGUAGAGGGCACGAAAGAGGCAUAUCGUAGUGACGGGCUUUACGUAGAAUUGUUUAGCAGAAACUCACUGUAAUUUAGCAUUUAAUUUCUCACAACACUAGUAUAAAUGUUUGGCGUAUCAGAGUAAUAUCCCACGCCAGCACCUUCGUCUCUUCUGUUAUACUAAGUGUAUUCGUAACAAGCUUUUCUGGAUACGACAAAUUGAUAAUCGACUAGCUGUACUCCAUAAUUGUAUGUUAAUAUUUGUUGUGUGUUAAUAAAGGAAUUAUUUAAAAAUACACCCGUGUAAAAGAUUCACGAAUAUUAUAUAUAAUAUAUUAAA